UAGUCUUAGUCCGCGGGGGUCCUCUCACAUGGGCCAGACUCACUUUAACAUCUGGCUUCUUUAAGAAUCCACUUGACACCUGCUGACUUGGCGCUCAUAUAUGUAGCUGUCAUGUGGAGCACAGCAGGAGCCGAUGCUAACACAACGAGUCAGAAGAAAAUAAUAAAUAGAUUUGUAGUGUCGUCGUGUACCUUUGGCUGUGCAGAACAGUCCGACACUAAAACAGAGCAUUAGUGAAUGGGGCCUGGUGAGAGCUGUCUCUGGCUUUGUGUUUCAGAUCCCAUGCAGCUGAUGUCCAGCAGGGCCGGAGGAGCGGCUCUCCUCCUCCUGCUGCUGCACUGCUGUCACAUAGCCAGCAGCACCCACGGCCACAAGUCUGACUCUGCCUUAGCUGUGAUGGAGACUACAGGAGGAGGUGAUGAAGAGGAGGAGGUGACGGUGGAGGAAGAUGAAGGAGAUUUAGAGGUGGUCCAACCUACUGAGGAGUGGCAGACUCUGCAGCCAGGCCAGGCAGUGCCAGCAGGUUCCCAUGUGAGGCUGAAUCUGCAGACGGGUCAAAGGGAGGUCCGACUGGGAGAAGAGCAGCGUAAAUACUGGACCCAGGAACACAGAAGACAGAAGAGAGCCGGUCCCACCUUCAGUCCAACUGAACUCAAACGUGAUAAGAAGAUAAAGGAGGACAUGAACCCCACAAGCAAAGACCAGCAGCAGACGUUUCGUCCUCUGGAGGAACUAAAGAGGGACAUGGCUCAGCUGGACCUGAUGGUCGAGACGGAUGUUCAGAUAAUGAGGCGCCUGCUGGAGAGCUAUAACAGCAGCGAGUCGACUACAGAGCAGAAACUGAGCCUCCUGAUGGAGCUGGAGUACCUGGUGCAUCAGGUGGAUAACGCCCAGACUCUGUGUUGGAUGGGGGGUCUGCAGCUUCUGCUGGAGGGUCUGAACAGCUCUGACUUCAGACUGCAGCAGAGCUGUGCCUUUGUCCUGGGCUCUGCGGUGUCCAGUAACCCGCUGGUCCAGGUGAAGGCUGUGGAGAGCGGCGCUCUGCAAACACUCCUCACCAUGCUGGCCACAGCACAGCCACGCCCAGUCACAAAGAAGGUUCUCUUUGCAGUGGCCUCCCUCUUACGGAACUUCCCUUACGCACAGCGCCACUUCCUGUCCCAUGGAGGGCUGCAGGUCUUGUCAGAGCUGUUUAGGGCCGAUCGGGGGGGAGUUUUGCGUACACGCAUCGUCACCAUGUUAUACGACAUGAUCAGUGAGAAGGAGCUGAUCUCUCAGACCGGCCUGGACCCGGGACUGGACGCCGCCCACGAGGAGCGCCUGCGUCAGUACUCGGCCGUGUCUCUGCAGGGGGAGUUGCGGGAGAAGGGCUGGUGCGGUCUGGUACCCCAGUUGCUGGAGUCCACGGAGCACGACUACCGAGAGAAGGCUCUGCGGGCUUUGUUGGCGAUGGCUCCCGUGUGCUUGGAUCAGUACCGCUCGGACGGCUCUCUGCUGGGCUCCCUGCUCUCUCUCAGAGAGCAGUACCUGGAGAUGGUCCAGUCAGAAAUGAUCAUAGGAGAAGAGAACGGCUACUUUGGAGAGAUUGUUGAACUUAUUAAUGCUCUACAAGUCAAAAUAAAAUGAGGAGGAGUGCCCUGACUUCUACACUCACCACAGAGGGACAGACUCCUCCAGACACGAGUGUCCUGCAUGUCGGGCUGACCCUGGAGACGGAGCACUCUUUGGUUCAUCAUCAGUAGGAACUCCAGUAAAGUUUCAUCUGUGGCCUUGGAUCGCUGUUUGGAUGAGGAUUUCUUUUUCCUGGGUUGUCACUGUAAAAUAUUUUGUUGUUAGAAUAAAUUAAUAAUUUAAAAAUGAUGUUCUGGUGUUUCGGCGUAGCCAGUCUCGCAUAGCCAGAGCUUCCUCCACAGCGCUGCGGAGGAAGCGUUACACACAUUCAGCCAUACUAGAGUUGGACACCAUGGGGAUUAUAUAAGGCUUUGCUUACAAUGACGUAGAUUUUGUUUUAAAAUUAGGGGGGGAUACAUUACAACUGGG
This is a messenger RNA of Etheostoma spectabile (orangethroat darter), 2040 nucleotides long. It is a transcript of the gene sil1, whose product is annotated as SIL1 nucleotide exchange factor. Gene Ontology annotation, molecular function: adenyl-nucleotide exchange factor activity. Lineage: Eukaryota; Metazoa; Chordata; Actinopteri; Perciformes; Percidae. Gene Ontology annotation, cellular component: endoplasmic reticulum. The record is from RefSeq and is a predicted model, not a curated record.